Messenger RNA from Fusarium graminearum PH-1, 372 nucleotides. RefSeq lists its product as uncharacterized. The transcript is spliced from 2 exons. The coding region runs from base 1 to 372 and encodes 123 amino acids. NCBI's taxonomy places the organism in Eukaryota, Fungi, Ascomycota, Sordariomycetes, Hypocreales, Nectriaceae. The record is from RefSeq and is a predicted model, not a curated record.
AUGGAUCACAAUGUCAACAUCUACAACACUUCGGUGAUCCCACCACCACACGGUCAGAUCUCAAACUUUGAUAGGUCCCUGUCUGGCGUGCAGCUGGCAACGAUAGUUGUAUUUGCAGUAACCUUCUUUUUGGCGACGUUUACACUCGCUCUUCGCUAUGUUACCAGUGUCUUGGUUGUCAAAGAAUGGGAGUUGGAUGUUGUUCUGAUUACUCUAUCAUGGGGAACCGCCCUGGGAUACUUCGUCUCUGUCUCCUUUAUGAUGAAGUACGGAUGGGGCUCACAUGCUUGGGAUGUUUCACUCGCCGAUUUGGUGAACUACAACAAGGUACGGCAUGCUUUCCCAGGUGGGUUGCAUAAAAACCGGUACUGA